AGCCGGCAUUAGCUCCUCCUCUGUGGGUCACACUCUCGGCCAGGCCGGGCUAACCCUGCCGCUGCCUCCACGCCAACCUUUCGCACAGAAAUGGAUUAAUCAUUUUUCAAAAAUGUCCCACGCUUGUUUUUAGAGAACGAUCAGCCUGAAAAUUGAGACUCUGCUUUGAUUGGCUGUGAAAGUAGGAGACACACACCCCUCUCUGAGGAGAUCUCUCCUGAAGAUGUUUCCACAAUCAGGGAAAUCCAUCGUCUUUGACAACUUUCCAGAUCCCACUGACACCUGGGAAAUCAUCGAGACCAUCGGGAAGGGGACGUACGGAAAAGUCUACAAGGUCCUCAACAAAAUAGAUGGAAGUAAAGCAGCGGUGAAGAUACUAGAUCCCAUCCAUGAUAUUGAUGAGGAGAUAGAAGCAGAGUACAACAUCCUCAAAGCUUUGUCCGACCACACCAAUGUCGUCAAGUUUUUUGGGAUGUACUACAAGAAGGAUAAGAAAUGUGGAGAUCAGUUGUGGCUCGUGCUGGAGCUUUGCAAUGGCGGCUCGGUGACGGAUCUGGCCAAAGGCAUGCUGAGGAGAGGGGACAGAAUGGACGAAGCCAUUAUUGCCUACAUCCUGCACGAGGCCCUCAUGGGUCUCCAGCACCUGCACGUCAACAAGACCAUUCACCGCGACGUCAAGGGCAACAACAUCCUGCUGACGACGCACGCAGGGGUCAAACUUGUGGAUUUUGGUGUCUCGGCCCAGCUGACAAACACCCGUCUGAGGAGGAACACCUCCGUUGGAACUCCCUUCUGGAUGGCACCUGAGGUGAUAGCCUGUGAGCAGCAGCUGGACUCGACCUACGAUGCUCGUUGUGAUGUUUGGUCGCUGGGCAUCACCGGCAUCGAGCUGGGAGAUGGAGACCCGCCCCUCUCGGAACUCCAUCCAAUGAGAGCUCUUUUCAAGAUACCCAGAAAUCCUCCGCCUACCCUCCACCAGCCGGAGCUCUGGUCAGACAACUUUAAUGACUUCAUCUGCAAAUGUCUGAUUAAGGAUUUUGAGCUGAGACCAAAUGUGCUCGACCUGCUGCAGCACGUGUUCAUCAAACAGAUUCUGGGCAGAGAGAGAAUUCUGCAGAAACAAUUGAUUGAACUCAUUGAUCUCAACCAACAAAUAGGAAGCAUUGAAAAAACAAGCCAUCACGGAAAGACAAACAGAAGCACAGACAGUAAUGACAGUUGCAGGCAUGAACGCAUCCACACUAAAAAAGGAAGCCACAUGAAGACGCAGGGUGACCCGGACGAGGUGGAAGACCUCGCCACCUUAGAAGUGCUGGACGAGAACACGGUCACCGAGCAUCUUCAGAGUCGCUAUGGAAGAGACCAAAUCUACACAUAUGUGGGGGACAUCCUCAUCGCAGUCAAUCCUUUCCAUAAGAUGGAGAUAUACAAUCCUCAGGACACUAAGAUGUACAUCGGAGCCAAACGCACAGUGAACCCGCCGCACAUCUACGCUGUGGCCGAUAUCGCCUACCAGUCCAUGGUGUCAUACAACACAGACCAGUGUGUUGUGAUCAGCGGAGAGAGCGGAGCAGGGAAAACAGAGAGUGCUCAUCUGCUGGUGCAGCAGCUGACUGUUCUCGGGAAGGCCAAUAACCGGACGCUGCAGGAGAAGAUCCUGCUGGUCAACAGCCUGGUGGAGGCUUUUGGAAACGCCUGCACCGUCAUCAACGACAACUCCAGCCGCUUCGGCAAAUACCUGGAGAUGAAGUUCACCUGCGGAGGAACGGUGGUGGGGGCGCAGAUCUCCGAGUACCUGCUGGAGAAAUCCAGAGUCAUCCACCAGGCCGUAGGGGAGAGAAACUUCCACAUCUUCUACUACAUUUACGCGGGCCUGGCCGACAGGAAGAAACUCGCCCACUACAAGCUCUCCGACAGCAAAACCCCUAAGUAUCUGUGUAACGAGCACAUUAAAUUAGGGCCUGACAUCGUGAGCAACACCUUCUACAAGGAGCAGUUUGACGCAGUGGAGCAGUGUUUCAAAGUCAUCGGAUUCACCCUGGAGGAGCUGGGCAGUGUGUACAGCACCCUGGCCGCCAUCCUCAACUCUGGAGAUAUCGAGUUCAGCCCGGUCGCCUCGGAGCAUCAAACUGACAAGAGCAACAUCUCCAACAUUUCUGUGCUGGAGAACGUGGCCUCGCUGCUGCAUAUCCGCUCAGACGAGCUCCAAGAAGCCCUGACCUCCCACUGUGUCGUUGCCCGGGGAGAGACCAUCGUCAGGCCCAACACGGUGGAAAAAGCAGCGGAGGUGAGGGACGCCAUGAGCAAGGCUCUCUACGGACGCCUCUUCAGCUGGAUCGUCAACCGCAUUAACUCGCUGCUGCGGCCCGACAGCCACCUAGGAGAAGAGGACAAGGGCCUGAACAUCGGCAUCUUGGACAUCUUCGGUUUCGAGAACUUCAAGAAGAACUCUUUCGAGCAGCUCUGCAUCAACAUCGCCAACGAGCAGAUCCAGUUUUACUUCAACCAGCACAUAUUCGCCUGGGAACAGGAUGAAUAUCUGAAUGAGGAGGUGGACGCUCGGAUGAUCGAGUACGAGGACAACCGACCUCUCCUGGAUCUGUUCCUACAGAAGCCCAUGGGGAUGCUGUCACUCCUGGACGAGGAGAGUCGCUUCCCACAGGCCACAGACCAGACUCUCGUAGAGAAAUUUGAAGAUAAUCUGAAGACCAAAAGCUUCUGGAGACCAAAGAGAGUUGACCUUGGCUUUGGGAUCCACCACUAUGCUGGAAAGGUGAUUUACAACGCUGCCGGCUUCUUGGCCAAGAACAGAGACACGCUUCCAGCCGACAUCGUCCUGCUGCUGCGGUCGUCAGAGAACGAGCUGAUUCGCAAACUCGUCACCCACCCGCUCACCAAAACAGGAAACCUCGCCCACACCAAGGGCAAAGUCAUAAACACGAUGUGCAACCCGCGGACCCCGACACGCACCAUCAACUUCGCCAAGAUGGGAGUGUUAACCCUAUACACUGCUUCUUGUUUCAGUGAGCCUGCGCGGGAAAUAAAGCUCACGCCUGAAAAAAUAAGCUUUCUCAAUGCGUCUCUUGAUGGCAGAGUGCAAACGGCGGGGGAACAAGGAGACGUUCCGUACCACCCGAGAGAAACAACCAACAUGAGAACGCAGACCGUGGCCUCCUACUUCAGAUACUCUCUGAUGGACCUGCUGUCCAAGAUGGUGGCGGGGCAGCCUCACUUCGUGCGCUGCAUCAAGCCCAACAACGAUCGCCAAGCUAACAAGUUCGACCGGGAGAAGGUUCUGGUUCAGCUGCGUUACACCGGGGUCCUGGAGACCGCCAAGAUCAGGCGGCAGGGCUACUCCCACCGCAUCCUGUUGGCCAACUUCAUAAAGAGAUACUCCAUCUUGGCGUUUCAUGCUCAUGAGGAGCCGGAUGUGACUCCAGAAACCUGUUCAACAAUACUGGAGAAGGCCAAGCUGGAGAACUGGGCAAUGGGGAAGACCAAAGUUUUCCUGAAGUACCAUCACGUGGAACACCUGAAUCUGAUGGUGCAGCAGGGCACGCAGCGACUCGUUCUGCUCCAGGCUUACAUUCGAGGCUGGUUGGGAGCCAAGCGGUACCGGCGGAUAUUAAAAGAGCGAGAACAGAGCGCUCUGGUGCUGCAGUCAGCUUACAGAGGUCACAAAGUUCGGAAGAGGGCCACCGAUGACAAAAACAAAGCAAAGUUUGAGGCCUUCAUCGUGCAGUUUCAGGCUGUUUGCAGAGGCUAUCUUGCAAAAAAGAAAUACAAGGAGUUGGUAGACGAGAAGAACAAAGCUGCAACCAAGAUUCAGGCUCGCUACAGAGGGCAUAAAGAAAGGAAAAGCUUCAAAAGAAAACGGGAAGCGAAGGAAAAGGCGGAACAGGCAUCUGAACCAGAGAAAAGCACCAACGACUCGAAUCCAGAAACUGAAGCAAACAACGAAGAGGAGGAAGCUAAAGCUGCCGUCGUUCUCCAGAGCAACUACAGAGGCUUCAAAGAGAGGAAAAAGUUUAAGGAGAGGAAACAGACGAUGGCUGGGUCCGAGGUAGAGUCACCGCCAAACACGGCGGUGUUAGGGGAUCAGGAAAGAGGUGGGAAAGACGCUACAAGCAAAGAAGGAGAGAGGGAGAAGAUAAAAGAUAAAGAGGAGAAUGAAGAGGAUGAGGAGAGUACGUAUGAAGCAGAGGAAAACGAUGACAGUGAUCACACACAGGUGGCAGAAGACGAGGAACAUACAGAGGUAGUGGACGAGGCCGUGAUCGAGGACGCGCCAGAGGCAGAUGCUGGAAAAGAAGAGCGGGAAGAGGACAAGAAUGGAGAGGAAAAUGCAGCAGGGGACGAGGAAGUCAACGUUGAGGAGGAAACCAAGGCGGCGACUGUUCUCCAGAGCAAUUUCAGGGGUCACAAAGAGAGGAAGAGGUUGCAAGAAGAAGGUAAAAUCCCAGCUAAGAAACAGAAGAAAAGCCCAACUGGUGAAGAAGCGGCGCAAACAGCGAUCAGCCCUGAAGCUGAGGAAGACGUGCAAACACCAGAGGACAUCUGCAGCGAUGGAGCAGAAGAAGAGGAAACUCAAGAAGCUUCUUUGACAUCAGGCGACCAGGACGAGACAAAAGCGGCCGUGGUGCUUCAGAGCAACUUCCGUGGCCACAAGGAACGCAAACGACUCGAGGAGGAAGGAAAGAUCCCAAAGAAAAGGAAGAAAGAAGAGAUCUCACCCGAACGUCCAAAAGAAGAAGAGGAGGAAGAGUUGAUACACACAGAGGAAUCGGUGCCAGAAUCCCAACUGGACUCAUCUGCUGAGAACCUGGACGAAGUGGACGAGGAAAAAGCUGCGACUGUCCUGCAAAGUAACUUCAGAGGCCAUCGAGACCGAAAGAAACUGAAAGCAGAGCAAGACGCACGGAGGAGAGCGAAAGAAGGAGAGGAGGAGAACGAGGAGGAGGUGGUCCUGGACGUUUCUGAUAUAGUGAUCGAACGUAGAGAGGAGAGCGAUGUCGAAAAAGAACGAAUGGAGGAAGAACAGGCUGCGGUGAAGAUCCAGAGCAACUUCAGAGGGUACAAGGACCGAAAGAACCUGAAGAGCAACAAGCAAACAGCACAGAGAGAAGCUGGGGAGCUGCAGAGCUUCUCCAAACAGGUCGCAAAAACGUCUCAGGACUUUGUGACCCUGCAGGACAAGUUGAACGAGAUCAUCCAGGCCCAUCAAUCAAACCCCGUGAACAACGGCAUGUUUGUGAGAGGCAAAGCAAUCAAUGGCUUCGCUCCCCAGAAUCACCAAUCAACUCAGAAGAUGCUGUCGCGGACCCCCCGCAGGACGCAGCAGCCGAAGACCCUGAACACGCCAGAGGACUCCACCUACUACAACCUGAUUCAUCGCUCCGUCCAGGAUGACAGACGCAAGCCCAGGAAAGAAGAUCCAGGGAAGCUGCUGGAUGUCGACGACUACUACUACAGAGGCCUGGUCACCAGCAGGUCUGAACCCUCCAUAUCCACAGAGGAAACGUCCCACAGCAGCAGCAUGGCCGAGAGUAGGCGCUCCUCGGUCAGGAGGCGCUCCUCGGUCAGGAGGCGCUCCUCGGACAGGAGACGCUCCUCGGACCGGAGGCCGCCUGCUGAGCAGAGACCAGCUGCUGCCGGGAGACCGACCAGAGAGCGAGCCGUCACUGAACCAGAGCCGCCCAAACCUGCCAAAGACAACAGGCGCUCCGUUCACAGGACGACCUCCACAGAGAGUCGGGCCGAGGACAACCCGUACGACUUCAGACAUCUGCUGAGGAAGACCUCGCAGAGACGAAGGCUCAUCAAACGCUACUGAAAGCAGGACGGAACCUUUUUACCCGAUUGUCGCACAAACUGUUAAUAUGUGAAGCGUCAUACAAAUAUCACAAGUAUCUGAUUCAUCGCAGUCACCACCAGUGAAAUUCAGCACAACAGAGGUUUGAAGGUAAAUAUAAAUAAUACAAUGUUACGCUGUUUAAACUCGCAGGGAAUGAAGCUUUUAUUUAUGUCAUUUGUAAACUGUACUUUUGCUCAUUUUUCUUUUAUUCAUUUUUCUUUCUUUGCUCGUCGAAUUUGUGUGAGAUUGUUUAUUUAAACCUCAGAUGUGAUUUUAUAUAAUGUCCAUACUGUAGAUCAUGUAAAUAUGCAAAAAUCCUGCUCUUAACACUUUCACAGUUUUUGAUGAAUGUAUCUUUGGAAAAUCGGCUUCGGUGUCGUCGUGUUGUAAGAAAUGUAAAUUCUUCUGUCGGCUGCAAUCAUCUGGUUUGUCCGUGUAAAAAUAAAAUAUUUUCAAAUUC
Hippoglossus stenolepis (Pacific halibut) is the source of this 6314-nucleotide messenger RNA. RefSeq names its product myosin IIIA (gene myo3a). The record is from RefSeq and is a predicted model, not a curated record. Lineage: Eukaryota; Metazoa; Chordata; Actinopteri; Pleuronectiformes; Pleuronectidae. The coding region runs from base 224 to 5833 and encodes 1869 amino acids. Gene Ontology annotation, molecular function: protein kinase activity; ATP binding; cytoskeletal motor activity. Gene Ontology annotation, biological process: protein phosphorylation. Gene Ontology annotation, cellular component: myosin complex. The transcript has 39 exons.